Molecule: messenger RNA, 580 nt
Organism: Nelumbo nucifera (sacred lotus)
Lineage: Eukaryota; Viridiplantae; Streptophyta; Magnoliopsida; Proteales; Nelumbonaceae
Product: protein transport protein Sec61 subunit gamma-like
Biological process (GO): protein targeting; intracellular protein transport
Cellular component (GO): membrane
Molecular function (GO): transmembrane protein transporter activity
Source: RefSeq, a predicted model, not a curated record
UUUUUCUUGCCGAUUUGUUCGUCGCGGGUUCAGAUCUAGGUUUUCUCCAGUCUUCUAACAUUGAAUACUUCUCUUUCUGAACCUAACCAAAAUGGAUGCAUUGGAUUCGGUCGUCGAUCCCUUGAGAGACUUUGCCAAGGACAGUGUUCGCCUCGUCAAGAGAUGCCACAAGCCCGAUCGGAAAGAAUUUACGAAGGUCGCAUUCCGUACCGCUAUCGGCUUCGUCGUGAUGGGCUUUGUAGGCUUUUUUGUGAAGCUGAUCUUCAUCCCCAUCAACAAUAUUAUCGUUGGGUCCGGUUAGGUGACAUAGAUGUUCGAUACUAGAGGCAACAAUAUAUCACGACUGAUAAUCAUGUGAAAAGAGAGAAAUACAUGCGAACGGCGCUUAUUCUGCAUGUAUACACCUCACUUGAGAAGGGUAGCAACUUCUUUGUCCUUUUUUUUGUUUGAGAAGAUGACGUGCAGUUAGGAACCUUUUAUAUUUUCCAAGUGAAUGUGAUGAUUCUCUAAAAAUGAGUUUUAAAUUGAACAUCUCUUCUAGUGAAAUAGGGAUGGCCUUCUCCCUCCGAGUAUUUUAGCA